This is a messenger RNA of Ascoidea rubescens DSM 1968, 751 nucleotides long. RefSeq lists its product as uncharacterized. NCBI's taxonomy places the organism in Eukaryota, Fungi, Ascomycota, Saccharomycetes, Ascoideales, Ascoideaceae. The transcript has a single exon. The coding region runs from base 380 to 544 and encodes 54 amino acids. The record is from RefSeq and is a predicted model, not a curated record.
GUAAGUUAGAGUUUAUUAUUUAUACAUACUCUAGGCUAACAUAUGUUUUUAUGUUAAAUUUGGUAUAAGAAAUGAAAAACCCCAAAGCCAUGAACAUUUAAUAAAGGAAUUCAAGAAUUGAAAAGUUUUUAAAAAAAUUGGGGAAAUUUUGGAAAAAUAAGAAUCAGGAGAAUAGAUACCAUGUUAAGCAAGAUGAACUAAAUCAAAACGAUAAAAGAAUACUGGAAAAAAUUGACCGAUUUCAUCAGAAAAGGCUAAUGUUGAACAGUUGGGCUGGGAUGAACAUUUAAUGAAGCUAUUUUGAAUCUAAUCCUUAAAACGAGCAUUAUUCAAUUACAACGCCAGAUUAAACAAUCCAAAGAAAAACGGUUGAGCCCAAAUGCAUAUUAAAUACAGAAAUUCGAUUUGCUAUCAAGUCACCAUCGUUGAAGCAACACAGAAAACCCUCAAUCCAAGUCUGUGGUCUCAGCAAAAACAGGAGAACAUUCACCAUCCCCAGAUUGUGUUUCUGGGGCCUGAAUCAAACAAUAACAUUGUUCUUUGAUAUCUUUUUUGAUACCCUUCUUUGAUACCUUUCUUUGAUACCUUUCUUUGAUACUCCUCUUUGAGACCUUUCUUUAAGACCGUUCUUUAAUACCAAAAACCGAGCCGGAAGAAAGCCAACUGUGCGUAUAUGCACCUCCACACCCAUCCAUGCGUCCCAGGCGUUUCUGACCCAAUCGCACGUCUGGACACAAAGGCAGAGGAAGUU